ACAUUGUGGGUGGCUGGACUAUACUUGACCAAGUCCUCAUCGGCCUCAUGCUCGUCGGCGGCAGGAGGCGGAUCCUGUAGUAGUGUUCAGAGACAACUAGCCUGCGACCUGCUAAACAAUUACGGCUCUAGGCUGGUACUGGCCACCGCUCAUGCAUCCGGGAGGAGCGACAACGCCUUCGCUCGCAACAACUUGAGGGACAUGUGCGAUGGCAGGAAGGCUGCUAGGUCGAGUUAUUCCUGUUCAGAAUGCAGGAGCUCCCCUGCUCCAGGUGGGGCAGUUUGUAUCUCUGAAAGCGUCCUGAGGUACCUGCAAACUUUGGUUUCAACAGGCUCUGUCAAGGUGAACGAGUUCGCAGGCGCCUGCCACAGCUGUACGUCGAAACAUUACGAUGGUCUGGCUAUCGAUCUGGACGACGGACCCCGCAAUCAAGAGUACAUUAACACUUGCAGAAACCUGGGAGGCAGAGGUAUUGACGAGAGGAACCACAUCCACUGUCAGUUCAACAGCUAG
Candidula unifasciata is the source of this 513-nucleotide messenger RNA. The record is from the annotation of a GenBank genome assembly. NCBI's taxonomy places the organism in Eukaryota, Metazoa, Mollusca, Gastropoda, Stylommatophora, Geomitridae.